GUACAUAUUUACUUUUCACAAUAAGCUGUUUAUUGUUCACUUUACGUUCCAGAAAGGUUCUUUUAGGAAAUAUAACUUCAUGUUUUUUAUCAGUGAAUUUUACAUAGAGAUUUACAUUCAUAAUGAAAGUACUGUAAUCAUGUAAGUGAUGUAAAACAAUAGUUUAUUGUAAAUUAAAUAACUUAAAAAGUAGAAAGCAUUGUAAAGCACCAAUCAUACACAAAUUUUUAAUUUUUUAAUUUUGUCACUGUUCGAAAAUAUAGCUACUGUAGUUUCUCCAAUAUUUAAAAUGCUGCAGUAGGAAGUGUUUCAUAAUUUUAUAUUAAAAUAAAGCAGAUGGCGCUUGUUCCCGAAUCACGGAUUCAUAUUCCCUCCAAAAUAAAAGCAUGUAGUCUUGUUAUAUCUGUAGUUUCUAUUACUAGUAUUAUCAUUGACUAAGUUAUGUUUUCAAUCAAUGAUAUUAUUUAGUAAUAAUUAAUUAAAUUUUUAAUCAAUUUCUUUUUGUAAGAAAUGGAAACAGUUCGUCCAUGUGGUUGUAAAGGCAUAAGGUCUUGUCUUAUUUGCGAAGCCGAAUAUAAUAUUGUGAAACCUGAUUUUAAAUCUUGUUUAGAGAAAUGCUCCAGUUAUGUGUACUGCCCUCUUUGUGAUAAAUCGUGGCCUGGGUGGGAUGCUGAUUUAUAUAAAACUCAUCCAAAUCAUCAGGGGAAAGCCAUAGAAUAUCCUGGUGUAUAUAUACAGUUAGAUUUCCUGAAUUCUUGUGAGAUUACUUCAUUGGUAAAAGAACUUGACAAUAUUCCUUGGGAAACUUCUCAAAGUGGAAGAAGGAAACAGAACUUUGGUCCAAAAUGUAAUUUCAAAAAAAGAAAGCUUCGUUUGGGUUCCUUUAAUGGAUUUCCAAAGCCUACAAAGUUUGUACAAGAAAAAUUGUCUAAGGUGCCCAUACUUGCUGAUUUUCAAACAAUAGAACAAUGUACUCUAGAAUAUGACCCUUUACGAGGAGCUUCAAUAGAUCCACAUAUUGAUGAUUGCUGGAUUUGGGGUGAAAGAAUAGUUACAGUUAAUGUUAUGGGAAACUCAGUUUUAACAAUGACUCCCUAUCAUGGUUUGGAUACAAAGUACAAUUUAAAAAGCAUUACAGAAUAUUCUACAACAUGCAAGGAUUUGAAAUUUGAUGUAGAAAGUGAAGACGAUAAUAAUGAUGAUAUAGUGGUGAGACUCCCAAUGCCAGAGGGAUCUCUUAUGGUUCUUUAUGGUUUGGCAAGGUACUCAUGGGAACAUUGUGUUUUGAGAGAAGAUAUAACAUCUAGACGAAUUUGUUUGGCUUACCGUGAAUUUACACCGCCCUAUUUAAAUGAUACAUUAAAAAAUGAAGAAGUUAGGGAGAUUUUAAAACGAGCUUUAAUCUUUCAGUGAUGUACAAAUCAAAAUUUAAGAACCAUAUAUUUCAACAAAACAUGUAAUAUUAAAACUGUAAGAUAUAUUUAAUUAUACAUUUCAUUGUAUUUACAGAAAUAUAUUAAAUCUUUUAUACACAUUACCUACAACUGUAGUUCUAUAUAAAUAUAACAUAACAUAAGUUAAAAUUAUUAUUAUAAAGAAUUUAAAGUCAAAGUAAAUGAGUAAUAUUAAAUGCAGAGAAGAUUUACAGAAGUGAAUUUUUGGUAACAAACGUUAAACUAAAAAAUGCAGUAAACAACAUUUACUAUAAUAUAGAAUUACUCAUUUCCAAAUUUGUAAACAAUUAAAAUAUAUAAAUAUUUUAGAAAAAUGGAAAA
Molecule: messenger RNA, 1775 nt
Organism: Megachile rotundata (alfalfa leafcutting bee)
Lineage: Eukaryota; Metazoa; Arthropoda; Insecta; Hymenoptera; Megachilidae
Product: alpha-ketoglutarate-dependent dioxygenase alkB homolog 4
Biological process (GO): demethylation
Molecular function (GO): oxidoreductase activity; demethylase activity
Source: RefSeq, a predicted model, not a curated record